Messenger RNA from Euleptes europaea (tarantolino), 1016 nucleotides. It is a transcript of the gene FGF9, whose product is annotated as fibroblast growth factor 9. The record is from RefSeq and is a predicted model, not a curated record. The transcript has 3 exons. The coding region runs from base 5 to 631 and encodes 208 amino acids. NCBI's taxonomy places the organism in Eukaryota, Metazoa, Chordata, Lepidosauria, Squamata, Sphaerodactylidae. Gene Ontology annotation, cellular component: cytoplasm. Gene Ontology annotation, molecular function: growth factor activity; fibroblast growth factor receptor binding. Gene Ontology annotation, biological process: positive regulation of protein phosphorylation; regulation of cell migration; positive regulation of epithelial cell proliferation.
CCCGAUGGCUCCCUUAGGUGAAGUUGGGAACUAUUUUGGCGUGCAAGAUGCGGUACCCUUUGGGAACGUUCCCGUGUUGCCGGCGGACAGCCCAGUGUUGUUAAGUGACCACCUGGGGCAGUCUGAAGCAGGUGGGCUCCCCAGGGGGUCUGCCGUGACGGACCUGGAUCAUUUAAAAGGGAUCCUGAGGAGGAGGCAACUCUACUGCAGGACUGGAUUUCAUUUAGAGAUUUUCCCCAAUGGUACGAUCCAAGGAACCAGGCAAGACCACAGCAGAUUUGGUAUCCUGGAAUUUAUCAGUAUAGCAGUGGGCCUGGUCAGCAUCCGAGGGGUAGACAGUGGACUUUAUCUGGGAAUGAAUGAGAAAGGUGAACUAUAUGGCUCGGAAAAGUUAUCCCAGGAGUGUGUGUUCAGAGAACAAUUUGAAGAGAACUGGUAUAACACAUAUUCAUCGAACCUAUAUAAACAUGUGGACACUGGAAGACGAUAUUAUGUUGCAUUAAAUAAAGACGGGACUCCACGAGAAGGGACUAGGACUAAACGGCAUCAAAAGUUCACACAUUUUUUACCUAGACCAGUGGACCCCGAGAAAGUCCCUGAACUAUAUAAGGAUAUUUUAAGCCAAAGUUGACAAAGACGUUUCCUUCACUUGAGCCCUUAAAAAAAAAAAAAAAGUAACCACUAUAAAGGUUUCAUGCGGUGGAUUCUUAAUUGAUUAGCUGUGUCAUCACAUCAGCUCCACUGUUGCCAAACUUUGUCGCAUGCAUAAUGUAUGAUGGAGGCUUGGAUGGAAAAUGCUGAUUUUGCUCUGCACUUAAAAGGGUUUGUCUUCCUGGAGGAGAGCCUGUGCCCACUUGCUUGAUUUUAUUGUGAGAGAAGGAAGGAAAAGAGUGAGAAUGUGUGAGAGUGAGCGAGAGGGUGAAAGAGAGCUGAAGCAAGAAGGAAGGGGGGGAAGGCCUGAUGCAUGCUGGGAAAUAGAGACGCUUUUAAAUUUUUUGAUCCGUUGUACUUCAUCC